AUGCCAUUGGGGAAAAAGGUUCGCUCUUCCUCCGCUUCAGGAAGAUUAGAAACCUUACAUGUGUCCAGCAUCCUUUCUGAAUUGGGGAGUACAGGACAAAGAACGAGAAAGAGUGCUGGGUCGGGUUGUCCAGGUGAGAAAGUCUCAGAUUACUCCUCAUCAUCAAGACGAGCGGGUGUCAGCGAGGACAGGAAAGAGCAGCCUGAAUGGUUGGUGCGGGAGCUGCUGAAACAGAACAAACGAAGACACUCUGUCACACUUGGAGACAAGGCUCAAAUCAUGAGACAACACCACGACCAGUCUAUUGACAUUUUUUUCCCUCUCUGUAAUAAGAUUGAUGAGAAGAUAUCACUUGAUAACCUCCAUAAACUGAAACUAGCAUUUGAGGAAUUUGAAACAGGUUGCUUGAGAACCAUUGAUGCAAAGAAUUUUGGACGUAUAGUGAAGACGUGUUUGGGUUUUCCUCAAACAAGCAAUGCACAAAUUCAAGGGUUAUUUAAGAAGAUUGAUUAUUCAGGCCAGGGAAGAAUUUCAUGGGGUGAGUUCUGCACACACAUGCUGCAGGAGUACAAAGAAAAAGAGGAAACAGCAAGACGCAGUAAACAGGUGGCUUUCACUCUGCCAGCCACCAUGAAGACGUUGUGUCACAGCAUUCCCACCAUCAACAUCCACUCCACCCAUGAUGGCACCAUCAUAACUGUGCGAGAAGAUGGGGCUGUUUGCUAUUGGAGUCCUGAGCUUAAACCUCAGAAGACCAAACACAUGUUUAAUGAAGGACCUGCAAACAGGAAGUCAAAGUGGGCAAGUGAUUUUACUCUGAUGACAGAGUACAACAAGCUGAUGAUUGGAACAGGGGACAGAGAGAUCCAACUUUAUGAGCUUUCCACACUGGAGCCUUAUUGCCAAAUCAAUACACUAGACACAGUCCCUUUGACAUUAGACUACGGCUGCACAGGCCUUGAUAAAUGUUGUAUUCUGUAUGGAGACACUGAGGGAUGUGUGAAUAUCAUUUUAGUGUCCUCUGUUGGAGAUACCUUCAGAUUAUGGAAUAAAUUACCAAAGAUUGAAAAUAUGCCCAACAUAACAAUUGACAAUGCAGUGCUCUCUCCAAGUGUGACAUUUGUGCGAUGGAAGAUUCAUCAGGACUGGGUGACACAGGUAAAAUAUUUGCCAAGUUUCCAAGCUGUUAUCUCGUCGUCAAAUGAAGAGGCUUCAUCUGUUGUUAUGGGUUGUGUGCUGCCUUUAACGGACGCUGAGCAGCAAUUGAGCGAGAUCAGAGAAGCUUGUUAUGAAAGUAAGACCAAGAAGGACCAACUGAGCUGGACUCCACAGCUCAGGGCUUCAUAUGACCAGACAGUCUUCACCAUCUGCAAAGGUGUGAAGACCUUUGAUCUUUGUCAGAAGCACAGCCUGCUGGUUACUGGAGGCAUGGAUAGACUCAUACGCAUGUGGAACCCACAUUUUUCGGGGAAACCAACCGGGAUUUUGAAAGGCCAUUCUGCUCCUGUCAUGUACCUCUGCAUUUCCUCGGAAGACAGUCAAAUCUUCUCAGUCUCCAUAGACUGCACUGUAAAAAUCUGGGAUAUUCAAUAUCAGUGUUGCCUGUUUACAGCAGAUCCAAAAGCCACUGGAAUUCAUGGUGACAUAUCUGCAUGCCUAUAUUCCCCUGCUAUGAAAUCCCUUUACACUGCAGCAGACUGUAUGGCUGUGCUGUCCCUGAAGAUAAGGCCGCAGCUUCACAGCCGUCUAAAUGUCUCCCAUAAUGAGCCUGUAAUGUGCUGCGGCUACAGUGAGGAGUUUCGUCAAGUUGUCAGCUGCACUGAGGGAUCUGUGGUGAAAGUUUGGGAUUUUGACACUGGACGUCAGGUUUUUGAGUUUGGUGGCACACAUGACCUGUCUGCCAUCACAUGCGUAACUUUUGACCCCAAAGGGAGGAGACUCAUCACAGGGGGAAGAGACGGUUGUCUAAAGAUCUGGAACUUUAACAAUGGGCAGUGCCUAAAAACCCUAAAGAAGGACAGUGAAUGUCACGAGGUGUGCGACUGCAUCUUUCUGAAAGUUCACAGGAAUUCCUAUGUGAUGUCUGUCGGCCGAGACCGGAAGAUUGACAUUUACUCAGACAUACCCGAGGACCCUCACCAUAUCCAGAGGCCACAGCCUUCAUGGCAGGAUGAUCAGAAAAAUGGCCAUAAGGAAGACAUCCUUUGUGUGACACAUUGUCCCCCAUCUCUUGUGGCCACCAGCAGCUAUAAUGGAGAGAUUAUAGUGUGGAAUGUGAUUUCUGGACGUAUACAGACACGGUUUGUCAGCCCUCUGCCAGCUGAACGCCAAAAUGUUGAAGGCCUGGAUACUAGUGUUCCGAGCAUGAUUUUCCUGAAGAACUCCAAGUUACAGCAAUUUUCUUCGGCUACAGCUCUCCUGUCGUCUGGAGCCAUGGGUUGUGUAAAUAUCUGGAAAGUGCUCAAUGGUGGGAAGUUUGUGAGGAGCUUCAAAGCUUCGAAGUUCCAACAAAAGAUUACAAAACUGGCUAAAACAGACAAGGACACGUUGUACGCUGCUGACAGAAUUGGUUACAUCUACAUUUAUGACAUGGAGACAUUUGAUCUUGAUGCUGAGAGAAAGCCACCAAGAGCCUGCAGAUCGUUGACAGUGAUCUAGUGGUGCUUACCUCAUCCAUGGACUUCACAGUGCGCCUUUGGAGUGCACAUGGAGAAUUGGGCAUUUGGGCAAUCUGAGAGCUGGAGUGUCCACAUCUCCUCUUCCUGGAUGCAUCCUGCCGUCCCCUAUGAGGUUUUGAUUGAUCCUCUGAGUAUGCCAGAUCAUGAAAUCCUGAGAUGCAAGGUAUAUUUCUCUGUCUCUUCCUCCCUCCAAAUGCUGAAAUUAACUGAACUUUGCCUGCUCCUCUUGUGGCAUAAUUACAGUCAGAGACACACCCUACGCUGACACUUCCUCCAACAUCCAUCAGUGACGGAGACAUUGAGGAAGAUUAAAGGCAUGUUUCACCCACAUGAACACAGGACUGGGGAUAUUGUCAAACCAGUGAGCUCUGAAAGGCUUGGAUACUGUGAAGCUACCAAGUAA
This is a messenger RNA of Scomber scombrus (Atlantic mackerel), 3081 nucleotides long. It is a transcript of the gene wdr95, whose product is annotated as WD40 repeat domain 95. Lineage: Eukaryota; Metazoa; Chordata; Actinopteri; Scombriformes; Scombridae. Gene Ontology annotation, molecular function: calcium ion binding; protein binding. The transcript has 29 exons. The record is from RefSeq and is a predicted model, not a curated record.